This is a messenger RNA of Ciona intestinalis (vase tunicate), 1655 nucleotides long. RefSeq lists its product as uncharacterized. Gene Ontology annotation, molecular function: cyclin-dependent protein serine/threonine kinase inhibitor activity. The record is from RefSeq and is a predicted model, not a curated record. Gene Ontology annotation, biological process: regulation of cell cycle. Gene Ontology annotation, cellular component: nucleus. NCBI's taxonomy places the organism in Eukaryota, Metazoa, Chordata, Ascidiacea, Phlebobranchia, Cionidae.
GUGAUUCUGUUGCCUAAAACUUUGCUUAUUUAUUUAGGUGGCCUGGUUAGGUUGUUAGGUUUAUUUUCUUGCGGAACUUACUAUUAAGAGCAAUCAGCCUAAGGUCAUAGCUGCUUGCACCUGGUUCCAAUACAAAAUGUUCGCAACUCGGUUGUGUAAGAUAUUUUUAAACUAAACAACAAGCAAGAAGAAAAAAAUGGCGGACAAAAAACCCCCGGUUCGACAGCUCCAAAAACUCCCAGGAGUGCGGUCUGCGCGGAGAAAUUUAUUUGGUCGAGAUGAUAGAAUUGUGGACGAUUUAGAAAGAGACGCUGAAGAGUUGAACAGUAAAGAACAAAAACGAUUCUCGGAUACCUGGAACUUUGAUGCAGCCAAUACCCAACCAUUAGAUGGCAGGUUUGAAUGGGACACCGGCGUUCCGCUGAAUCAACGAACUCGACUAUUGCAUGUUCCCCCGAUUGGUAAUGCAGAUUCACAUAACGAUAGUGAGCUUGUAGAAGUUAAAAACUCGACAGAAUCAAAAAAUGAAGAGUUGCCACCUACGGGGAAUUCCUCUUCUGUAGGCUCAUGUGGGUCUUCCGAAAAUCAAAGUAAAAGAAGGAAACUAUCUUCAGAAUCAACUGACGACCAUGUACCCGCUACAUCGAAGUCGCCCCGACUGUGACGUCAUACUGUGCCACGUAACGAAGAGCUUGAUACGUCACAAGUUCCACAGUUCGUUGUUGCGCAUGCGCAGAUACCUACCACAUUCGCCAAGGCUUGUUCGCCUUUUGAUCAGUCGUUUAUAGUUCCCAAUAAUCAGUGUUCAAGUCUCAGUCGAGUGAUUCAAACUGCGAGAAUUUUCACAAACACUAUAAGCCUCCCUGUGGUUUUUAUUUGCACCCAUGCUCGCUGUAUCAAUGUACGAAGGUUUUAACUAUCCAUCCGCACAGAAACCGAUCUAAGAUAGGUCGUAUUAUUUUGCUUUGAGUUGUUUUAUCAAAUGAUUUGUUGUGGAAAAGCGUACGGGUGGAAUUAUUAUCCAGAAAUUUAUGAGGGUAUUUAUUUUCAAUUGUUUAUUUAACUAUGGGACAACCUGUUCUAUUGCAAUGCAGUAAUUUUAACUAUUUUAUCCUAUAUAUUACUUUUUCAGUAUUCGGUUUGUUGUUGGUGUUUUGGUAGUUACGUGUUGUUUAGUAGCCGGGUCUUCUGUUCCAUAGACCCGGGCAAUUUCGUGUGAUCAGAAUUUCUUCGCUGAGACUCCCCGUUUGAACUAUAGUACUAUGGCAUGAAGUGUAAUCGCAUUGUUGUAAUUCGAACUCCGCCGCUUUUGCCGCACCUAGUUAACAUUGCACAGCGGUUGGUUCGGAUAUAUACAGCAUAUAGAAACGGGAAAACGAACGUCGUUUUAGUUAACCCAUCAAUCCAAUUACUUGAUCAAUAUAAUUUGGAAUCAAAUUCGAUUCUAAGAUUCUGUGGUUCGCCAGACAAGUUCCCAUUUAAGUUCACGCCAAUUUCAAAUCGCUUCUUCGUAAUCCCGUUGUUUUUCUUCAUUUAGGGGAAAUCACUCCCUUUUCUGCCCCGUUAGUGUUCUCGAUCACUGUGGUAGCAGAGAUACUAUUGUGCGUUGUGUGAUUCCUUCAGCUAAAUAAAGAAAUAUAUGGAUACUAUACCAC